Molecule: messenger RNA, 636 nt
Organism: Macrosiphum euphorbiae (potato aphid)
Lineage: Eukaryota; Metazoa; Arthropoda; Insecta; Hemiptera; Aphididae
Source: the annotation of a GenBank genome assembly
AUGCCAGUUGUACAGCCCCCAAAUAAUGAAUGUAGUGAGCAAAACGAAAGUAUUGGUAAUGUUUCCGAAAGUGAAGAAGACAACAUUGACAAUAAUCCAAUUGAAGAUAACCCAAAUGAUUCAAAUUCAAGUUUCGCUGAACCAAACACACAACAAUGGAUCUCUAGUACCAAAAGUUCAUCUUUUCAGAAAAAACAACGUUCAGUAAGACUAGAAGAAGUAAACAACGCAGCUUUAGAUUUUUUCGCAAAAAAAAAGAAGUCAGAUUAUCCUAAAACUAAGAAAGGUACCACCUAUGACUGGCCCACGGACCACCGGUUGGGAAACACUGCUGUAGAAGAUGUGCAUUUAUGUUUCUUUAAAAGUUUAUUACCGGAUAUGAAACUUAUGAAUCCUGAACAAAAAAGGCGUUUUAAAGUUGGAGUGUUAAGUUUAAUUGGAAACAUACUAGAUGAACCUGGAUAUAAUAGAGAAUAUCAGAACAUGGAAAAUUAUAUUAUUUACUCUACAACUCCAACAAGUUUAUCUUCUCCUUCAAUAUCAAUGCCCAUAUCGGCUCCACUGGAUUUAGUACAGCAGUCUACUAGUCUACAGUUGAAUCAAAACAACUCUCAAAAUUGGUCGUAUAAUAAAUGA